AGCAGAGCACCAGAAGGAGAGACUAACAAGAAGUCACUUUCCCUAAGUACAGCUCUUUCUGGCUGGCUAACCCUUCUUCAGCUUUGUUCAAAGACCUUCUGUGUGACAGUAUUAGAAAGUGCAUUUAAGCCGACAGAGCAGGUCACCAUCAUGAUGCCCCCUCAAGUCCUCAUUUCAGGUCUCCUACUCCUUCUCCCAGCAGCUUGGACCACUACUGUGACAUCUUCAGAUCAGCUUUGGAAUAAUCACACCGAUGUGGUCCCAACACAAUCCCCCCUGAAGAUCUCCACAAAGGACCUCUAUAUUGGAACCUCUGUGUCUGCUGCACUCCUGAUCCUCCUUGCAGGUGUCCUGGCUGUCCUAAAGUACAGACACAGAAGAAAGAAGAUCCUGGAGAGCGCCGUUGUCUUCCAUGGAUUUCAGAAUGGAGUUUUUCAAAGCACAGAGCAAUCCCAAGCUGUAGACGUCUACGUCAUCGAAGACAGUAAAGUUCCAGUUGCCCAUUGAGGGGCCAUCAUCCCAAGACUGCAGAAGAAAGAAUGGGAUAUGAACAUGCUGUUACAUAUUUUCUGUCAGUUCAUGUGGCUCCCACUUGCCAGGAGUCAUGGAGAGAGUGGCCCUCUCGCUGUCUAUAGGCCUAGUCACUGUUUGUAUAGCACUCAUUCUUACCACACACCGGGGAGCAUUCUGUCAAACAGGAACGGUUUAGAAUUGCCUGUGUUCUUUAGGUGUCCCAAGUUGUGUCUGUGAGAGAAAAUCAUUGGUAAUGAAGAAAAGGGACUUCUAUCUUAGUUACUGAAACCAUCAAGAAGAGAGAAAUAAGAUUUUAAAAUAAAAAUAUGUAAAUAAAUAAAUAAUGCAAGUGGAGAGGGAAAGACUUAAUUUAGAAAUGC
Messenger RNA from Rattus norvegicus (Norway rat), 893 nucleotides. It is a transcript of the gene Dppa1, whose product is annotated as developmental pluripotency associated 1. NCBI's taxonomy places the organism in Eukaryota, Metazoa, Chordata, Mammalia, Rodentia, Muridae. Bases 151 to 507 code for a protein of 118 amino acids. The record is from RefSeq and is marked validated. Gene Ontology annotation, cellular component: plasma membrane. The transcript has 7 exons.